CCGUAAUCAGGUCACGACAAGGAGAUCGCGGCGGCAAAGAUAUUUUCAAACCGGCGAAGUUGCUGCAUGUUCUCCACGACGAAAAGCAUACGCUGCACCGAGUUGCACACCAUGUAGUAACGUCACUCGUAGUCAUUCGUCCGCACAUUCGCGCUGCCGAGACGACACAUGGGUUCAAACGAACACGUACUUGUUGCCUGUCUGUGCAUAGUUCCGAUGCAUUUCGGCCAAUCACAUGGCGAUCGCUUCUCCCCCCUCCGGCGGCAUGGGCAGCUACGGCAGCAUCUCUCAAGUCGAUCUCGAGCAGCAAGAGGAGCACACGAUGAGCCUCGCGGACCGCCUGUACGCGUACGACCUGACGUGGUCUACCAAGCUGUACCACCGCUUUGGUCGCGACCCAACUCCGCGUCUGUGCUGGGAGAUUUUCUCGCACUCGGGCGAUGGCUUCCUGUGGAUCCUGACGAUCCCGCCGCUUAUGGGACUGCUGUGGGUGGCCGGUCUCAUCGGUCCUUUUGAACCGGCCACCAAGAUGCUGCUGUCGGCGCUCUUCACGGUCAUGACGGUGGACAUCAUCGCCAUCAUGCUGCUUAAAUUCGUGUUCCACCGUCAGCGACCGCCCUUCCACCAGGCAGACAUGCGCUUCGUAGGACCUGACCAGCACUCGUUCCCGUCCGGUCACUCCACGCGCGUGUGGGCCAUGGUGGCUAUGCUCAUUUACAUCGCCGAGACGCAUCCGUGGAUCCUGCGCAGGUUCUUCUACGACCUGUCACCGGCGGUGCUGGUAGCCAUCUCGAUCGUCUGGGCGCUAGUCAUCAACUUCUCGCGCGUGGCGCUCGGCCGUCACUACCCGACCGACGUGCUCGCCGGCACGCUCAUUGGCUUCUUCGUCUUCUGGCCAGUCUCACUCUUCUUCAUCAACCACUACAACAUGCUGGACGCGCCGCCCCCGCCGUACUGAGCUACUCGCAGUUAGGUGAGACCAAGAACAGGCAGCUAGAGACUGUAGCCAGGAGCUUAUCUUCUCCAGGUUAGGUAGCUAGAGUGAUUCAACAAGGUGUACCCUUGUCUCUUUUUGUAAGUUGGCGUUCACAACGUCCUGCUAUCGUGCUGGACAAAGUUGUCCACCUCGACCG
Molecule: messenger RNA, 1133 nt
Organism: Phytophthora nicotianae INRA-310
Lineage: Eukaryota; Oomycota; Peronosporomycetes; Peronosporales; Peronosporaceae
Exons: 2
Coding region: 236-958 (240 amino acids)
Molecular function (GO): sphingosine-1-phosphate phosphatase activity
Source: RefSeq, a predicted model, not a curated record